Molecule: messenger RNA, 2418 nt
Organism: Macrobrachium nipponense
Lineage: Eukaryota; Metazoa; Arthropoda; Malacostraca; Decapoda; Palaemonidae
Exons: 16
Coding region: 172-2310 (712 amino acids)
Source: RefSeq, a predicted model, not a curated record
UAAAUGAUAAAAAUUUGGACGGGCAAUCAGUAACAGUGCUGUCAGGUUUACGAGUGCAUCAUUCUGUGUGACCUCAAUAGAAAUAUAACACUGAAGUGGAGACUUAGACAGAGCAACCUGAAAGGGAAACAACCUAGUGCUCUGUUGGGAACCCAAGGAAACAGCAUCAAGAUGGGUCUGCGUGGGAUUUCCUUCUCACUGCUGUUCCUGUUAUUGGCCGGCCUUCACGUUUUGGCAGUCAAGGACGAGAAACUCGACCCUCUGAAGCACAGGGAGGCCAGAGGCGACGUCGACCUUAGUGCACGGAGAGAGUAUUACAAGAAGAGGCUAAGAGACUUCAAUGGUUGUCCGCCACCGCAGCCUCCAGAUCCUGAGCAGGUCCUACCUACUGUACCGGACUCCUUCACGACGGACGUCGAAAUAUCCUUCCAAGAGAAGGAUCGGAGGAGAGUCAUUUACGGCCAGGAGAUGUAUGACGGCGUCAAGAAACGCGGCAUCCUCAACUAUCAGUUUGCUGAGCUGAUGGUUGAAGAUCGUCCCGAUAUGUUGGAUGAAAGCAUCCACUACAACAUUAAAAGAAAUGAAGCUCUGUUCGUCGUGGAGAAUGAUGGCUGCGCAUUGUCCGGACAGGAAGACUGUCAUAGUUCGAAGAACUGCAGUGCUGGUACCCUUGACGAUCUGUCGAAAGAACUCGAGAAUUUAUUUGGAGUCGUUGUCCAUGAGGGUCACUCUGGAUUCUACGGGGCCUCCUCCAUUCUGGAAUUUGGCCCGCAGUUCAACUAUACCAUGUCGAUGAGGGACAGUUGUCAUGGGCUGGAAUGCGACGUGUACCAGACCUGCAUAUAUAUUCCAGAGGAUAACGCUACCUUGCUCUACACGUAUUAUUGGUCGACAAAUGACUGGUACUUAGGAAACAACGACCAACAAGUCCCGAUCGCCGUCGAAAUAGCUGGCGACAAGAUCGAAGGCCAUACAGUAAAGGAGAUCAUGAUGAGAUACGACUUCUUCAGAUACGAGAGGGAGGUUAGGCCGUCAACGGACGAGUUAGAGCUCUCCCCAGAGGUCUACUGCUUCGGGCGCAAGACUGAACUUGAGCCUCCCAAAGCAGCCAAAAUAUUCUACAUGCAUUCGGAGAUCAUCACCGGAGCCGACAUUCCCCUACAUCCUGGGAAGAACGACUCAGAAUACAUGAGAUAUCGCGUCAUUUUCCCAAAAACAGAAUAUUACGACUACACGAUGCAGAUCACGAGGCAAGACUACAUUCCCUUCUUCGCCCAGGACAACGAGCGACGUUUUGAGAACCAGACUUCGCUUGUGCACGACUUCAACCAGGGCCUAGCAUACGUCAUCCAGCCCAGACAAAGGACGUGCGAGAUAAGAAAAAUCGAAAACGUUACCUUCGGUGAUGUUGUCGUCAACGAGGACGGCUCGAUUUUCAUGAGGAGUCCCUGGAGUUACGAAGACCUUGAUCAACCGCUGCAGUACAAUGGCAAUCACUGGAGUCGUGGGCUUGAUACCGAUGUCUGGGUUGGACUUAAAAAGACAGAAACGGAUCUGGAGACUUAUGUGUGGUACUUUGCAUCACCACUAACACAUGAAAUUGUAGGGGAGGCAAAUAUUGAAGGCGAGAGGGACGUUAAUAUUAAAAUUCCAACGGUUGAUCAUGUUCCUGUUAAAUUUGAGAAGUAUUUAACAUACGUUCCUAACUUCUUACCUCUCACAUACAAUAUCUACAACUUCGAAUCGGAGGUUCCGCACGUUCACAUCCACGACAUUGGGCUUUGCUACACGGCUGAUCAUAUGAAGGACCUGAGCUUCAGCAUGCCUGCCAAUACUCUUAAUCAGACCAAGUACAUGCUAGAGAACUUGAAGUACGGGCUUGUGUCAGCCCUCUCGAAAGUGGGAGUCGUUUCGCCACUGCGGAUCAAUCGUUUAGAGGUCGGGGAAGUCCCAGGUGCCGUGCAGGUGAACUUCACCCUCCUGGAGAAACCGGAUUUGAUCGGUGACGUGGAGAGCGCUGGCAUGGAGAACACACUCGACCAGGCUUACGAUGCCAUUAAGAGUACUCUCGACCAGUCACAGCUGAUCGUGGAAGUCAACAUUGGAAAGUUAACUGGAAAGCCUGAUAUCGUCAAGUUAGUGGCUUUGCCUAAUACAAUGAAGAAUAUUCAGCGAGACGACGAUAUCGUUUCUUCCACGGAUGUCUAUGUCGGUUAUUCGCCAGGAGACAUGGCAGCGAUGGGCAUUUCAAUGGCAGUCAUCGGGGCGUUCCUCGGAGUGGUGGGCAUGAAGCGAGCGGAUCCGUCCUAAACUUCCCAUCUGGAGGAGUUGAGGCUUGCGAUGAAUUUAUUCCAGAUUGGAACGACGAUCAACCACAACAAAAAAUAAAUAAUUAAAUAAAUAAAAAAAAAAAAAAAA